Molecule: messenger RNA, 1952 nt
Organism: Pomacea canaliculata
Lineage: Eukaryota; Metazoa; Mollusca; Gastropoda; Architaenioglossa; Ampullariidae
Product: galactoside 2-alpha-L-fucosyltransferase 2-like
Exons: 2
Coding region: 105-1298 (397 amino acids)
Biological process (GO): carbohydrate metabolic process
Cellular component (GO): membrane
Molecular function (GO): galactoside 2-alpha-L-fucosyltransferase activity
Source: RefSeq, a predicted model, not a curated record
GUCUUUUAUUCUUGAGAAUGACGUUGUCCGAAUGACGCACACAGUCUGGUGACGAAGUGCACGAGAAGAUUUGUGGUGAGGUCAGCAGACAGUCGUCUGCAGCAAUGAAGACUAAACUGAGAUUACAUGUUUUAAUCCUCUGCAUCGUACUUCUUCUUCUUACCUGGAAUGUGUUUAGAAGACGCCAUCAUCUUCUGGAGCUCACCUUUCCUAGCCUUGUGAACAGCAGCAAGAGCAUCCAGUCGAGAGGAACAGCUCACGACCAUGAUUCUUCGACAACCUUGUACCCAACAACUUCCAUCCAUCAUAUGUCCUCAAAGCCCGAAGAUACAUCUCUAAGCAAGAGAAAUUCGGAUCAGCCGACCACUGUGUCUAACCCCCCUAGUUCAUGUGCUGGAGGCUGGGAAUUCCAAAGCUCAUCUACUGUUUCCCCUGUCACAAACAGCUCGAAAACUUUCGCUUCGUUGAAUAGUCUCAACAGGUCCAAGGUGAUCUGCGGAUCCUUCUCCGCCAGGCUGGGAAAUCAGAUGUUUCAGUAUGCUUCUCUUUUAGGGAUUGCCCUCAAAACGAAUAGGAUACCGGUCUUUUUGAAGACUUCUUCUCUUUUAUACGAUGUGCUGCGUAAUACUUCGAUAAUUGACAAUUCUGUCAAAUACUCAAAUCAGUGCCACGAGAACUUCAUACGGGAGCCCGUAUGUUGCAAAUUUUUUCCGCGGUUCUUCGAGCUGGAUCCAAACAAGAAUUAUACGAUUGGAAAAUUCCUCCAGUCGUGGCGAUACUUCUUUGAACACGAAGCGGAAAUACGCGAAGCGCUGAAGUUCAAGGACUCUGUAGUGUCCCAGGCUCGGAAGGUGGUUGACAGCCUCCGACAGAAAUACAACCGCACGCUGACAGGCGUCCACGUACGAAGGGGAGACUACCUGACAAAUGUUAAGGGAUAUAAGGCAGCUCCUUUAGAAUAUCUUUUGCACGCCAUGGAUUACGUCCGAAAACGGUUCGGUGAUGUCACUUUUGUUGUCUCCUCGAAUGACGUCACAUGGUGCCAGGAACAGUUUGCAAACACAAGUGACGUCACUGUGCUGUCGGCCAAUUCAACGCCUGCUGUUGACAUGAUGACUCUUGCGUCACUGGAUCACAUGAUCAUGACGGUGGGCACGUACGGGUGGUGGGCUAGUUUUCUGAACCCUGGGGUCACCGUCUACUACCGAGACUUUGUAGAUCCGGGUACACCUCUAUCAAAGCAGUUCAGCCCAAGCGGAACGGACCACUACUGUCCAGUGUGGAAUUCUUUGUCGUGAAUGACAUCGUCAUCGUCAUCAGUAGUAUUGACAACGGGUGUGUGUUUACUUGAAUGUGUUGUGUGGUGGUGAGAGAGUGACAGAGUAGCGUCAUGUCUGUGGGACUGUCGCCGGUGCUGAUGUUGGUAAGUUUUAGAGAAAUGAGCUGCCAGGAUGCCGGGUACGAGCUACUAGAGUGCUAUAAAUAGACUUCUGCACGUGUGAGCGCUCAUUAGUGUGUAUAUGAACGCUCAUUGUAUAUAUGUGAGCGCGCUGAAGGCACACGUGUCUGUCACUGUAGAGGGUUUAUCAUCAUGAUUGUCAUCAGCUCCCCUGUGGUUGUUGAAAGUGCUGAUCAGACAGGUCACUCUCUCACCCUAUGCUAUGAACAGAGGACUUACAAAUGUAUACAGGUGAUACAAACAUGUAUUUCUCUAAUAGAAAUCAUCAAGAAAAUUACAUCAAGGAACUGAUACAAUGAUGCUCGUGCUUUCAUUUGUCUUCCUUUAUAUCUCAUUGCUUCCCCUGAUGACUUUAUUAAAUUAAUAGAGUUCAGGGUUUGUUUAGAGAUUAUUUAUCAUCAUCACAUUUUUGUGCUUUUGCACCCAUGCAUUCUGCUGCGUCUAAUGGGAUUUUGUAAUAAACUUUACUGCGCAUUAAACACUUUCAAAUUUC